This is a messenger RNA of Alligator sinensis (Chinese alligator), 2579 nucleotides long. It is a transcript of the gene TFIP11, whose product is annotated as tuftelin interacting protein 11. Gene Ontology annotation, molecular function: nucleic acid binding. Lineage: Eukaryota; Metazoa; Chordata; Crocodylia; Alligatoridae. The record is from RefSeq and is a predicted model, not a curated record. Gene Ontology annotation, biological process: spliceosomal complex disassembly. Gene Ontology annotation, cellular component: U2-type post-mRNA release spliceosomal complex. The transcript has 12 exons. The coding region runs from base 36 to 2474 and encodes 812 amino acids.
ACCUGUACGGGCAGGAUGAGGAGGGCGAGGUGGAGAUGGAGAGCUUCGAGAUCACGGACUGGGACCUGCAGAACGAGUUCAACCCCAACCGCCAGCGGCACCGGCAGACCAAGGAGGAGGCCACCUACGGCAUCUGGGCCGAGCGCGACUCCGACGACGAGCGGCCCAGCUUCGGCGGCAAGCGAUCUCGAGACUACUCGGCCCCUGUCAAUUUUAUCAGCGCCGGGCUGCGAAAGCCUGCAGCAGAGGAGGAGGUGGAAGAUGACUCGGACGAGGAUGAUGAGAAACCUAUUAAGCAGGAAGAAUUGCCCAAAGAGGUUGUACCAAAGAAGUUAAAAACGGGUGGUAAUUUCAAACCCAGCCAGAAAGGAUUUGCAGGAGGGAAUAAGUCUUUCAUGGACUUUGGCAGCUGGGAGAGACACACCAAGGGAAUAGGACAAAAACUUCUUCAGAAAAUGGGUUACGUCCCUGGCAGGGGUCUUGGAAAAAAUGCUCAAGGUAUCAUCAGUCCGAUCGAGGCCAAGCAAAGGAAAGGCAAAGGAGCUGUGGGUGCGUAUGGCUCUGAGCGAACCAGUCAGUCGUUGCAGGACUUCCCUGUUGUUGACUCAGAAGAAGAAGCAGAAGAGGCAUUCCAGAAAGAUCUCAGUCAGUGGAGAAAAGAUCCCAACGGAGGCAAGAAGAAACCCAAAUACUCCUACAAGACUGUGGAGGAACUGAAAGCCAAGGGCAGGAUUGGCAAGCAGCUCUCAGCCCCUCAGAAAGAGCUGUCCCAAGUUAAGGUUAUCGACAUGACUGGCCGCGAACAGAAGGUCUAUUACAGCUACAGUCAAAUCAGCCACAAGCACAAUAUUCCAGAUGACAGCCCUCAGCAGCCACUGGGCAAAGACUCCAAGCCCCAAGGAUUUGCCUUGCCAGAGCUGGAGCACAACUUGCAGCUUCUGAUUGAUAUCACGGAGCAGGAGAUCAUCCAGAAUGACCGGCAACUACAAUACGAGAGGGACAUGGUUAUCAACCUGACCCACGAGAUACAGAAGAUAUCGGAAGUUCUCACGCACGAGGAGACGGCCAUUGGCAACCUCAGCAAGGUGCUGGAGAUGGUGGAGGAGUGCGAGAGGCGGAUGAUGCCCAACUGCAGCAACCCCCUUACACUGGAUGAGUGCGCCAAGAUCUUUGGGACCCUGCAGGACAAAUACUACGAGGAGUAUCGCAUGUCCGACAGGGUGGACUUGGCCGUGGCUAUUGUGUUUCCUCUCAUGAAGGAUUACUUCAAAAACUGGGAUCCUCUCAAGGACUGCACAUACGGCACAGAUGUUAUAGCCAAGUGGAAAACCCUCUUAGAAAAUGAUCAGCUGUUGUCUCUCAGUGGGCAGGACCUAACCACAGAUGCCUUUCACAGGCUGAUGUGGGAAAUCUGGAUGCCAUAUGUGAGAAACAUCAUAACACAAUGGCAGCCAAGAAACUGUGGCCCAAUGGUGGACUUCCUAGACAGCUGGGUUCAUGUUAUCCCUGUCUGGAUACUGGAUAACAUUCUGGACCAGCUCAUCUUCCCCAAGCUACAGAAGGAGGUUGAAAACUGGAACCCUCUGACAGACACUGUCCCGAUCCACUCGUGGAUUCACCCCUGGCUGCCGCUGAUGCAGGCUCGCUUAGAGCCCUUGUAUUCUCCGAUCCGAAACAAGCUGGCGAAUGCCCUGCAGAAGUGGCACCCCAGCGACUCUUCAGCCAAGCUGAUCCUGCAGCCCUGGAAGGACGUGUUCACGCCCGGAUCGUGGGAAGCUUUCAUGGUCAAAAACAUUGUGCCCAAGCUAGGGAUGUGCCUCCACGAGCUCGUCAUUAAUCCUCACCAGCAGCACAUGGAUGCCUUUUACUGGGUGGUCGACUGGGCAGGCAUGAUCUCUGUGUCCAGCCUCGUUGGGCUGCUGGAGAAGCACUUCUUCCCCAAGUGGCUGCAGGUGCUGUGCUCCUGGCUUAGCAACAGCCCCAAUUACGAAGAGAUCACCAAGUGGUACCUUGGCUGGAAAUCCAUGUUCUCAGACCAGGUCUUGGCGCAUCCGUCAAUCAAGGAGAAGUUUAAUGAAGCACUUGAUAUCAUGAACCGGGCUGUCUCCUCCAGCGUCGGCGGCUACAUGCAACCAGGCGCCCGGGAGAACAUCGCCUAUCUCACUCACACGGAGCGGAGGAAGGACUUCCAGUACGAAGCCAUGCAAGAGCGGCGAGAGGCAGAGAACAUGGCCCAGCGGGGCAUCGGCAUGGCCGCCAGCUCCGUGCCCAUGAACUUUAAGGACCUGAUCCAGACCAAAGCAGAGGAGCACAACAUUGUCUUCAUGCCUGUGAUUGGGAAGCGACACGAGGGGAAGCAGCUGUACACGUUUGGGCGGAUCGUGAUUUACAUCGACCGGGGCGUUGUGUUCGUACAGGGAGAAAAGACUUGGGUCCCGACUUCUCUGCAGAGCCUCAUUGAUAUGGCUAAAUAAGCAGCCAGCUCAGAGCUGAGCAUGUUGUAUAUAAGGACUGUGAAAUCCCCCCACCCACGUUAGUGCUGUUUUGUUACAAUAAAGAGGUGACAGCUUUGUAGACCC